Eurytemora carolleeae is the source of this 1429-nucleotide messenger RNA. Its product is annotated as RING finger and CHY zinc finger domain-containing protein 1. Gene Ontology annotation, molecular function: zinc ion binding; ubiquitin protein ligase activity. Gene Ontology annotation, cellular component: nucleus. Gene Ontology annotation, biological process: ubiquitin-dependent protein catabolic process; protein ubiquitination. NCBI's taxonomy places the organism in Eukaryota, Metazoa, Arthropoda, Copepoda, Calanoida, Temoridae. The transcript is spliced from 12 exons. Bases 22 to 1185 code for a protein of 387 amino acids. The record is from RefSeq and is a predicted model, not a curated record.
AUUAUAUAUAUUGCAGUGAAUAUGUCUGAGACAUCUGGUUGUGAGCAUUACACUAGAAAUUGUAGUCUUGUUGCACCUUGCUGUCAGAAUAUAUACCCUUGCAGAGUUUGUCAUGAUGAAAAAGAAUCUCAUACACUGGACAGAACCCUUGUCGAAGAGAUUGUUUGUAAUAAAUGUGAUAAAAGAAGUGGGAUCAGUAAUGAAUGUUAUGAUUGUAAAACAAUAUUUGGUGAAAAAUAUUUUUGCAAGAUCUGUCGUCUCUUCGAUCAUAAGGACAAGGGGCAGUUUCACUGCGAGGGAUGUGGAAUAUGCAGAAUUGGGCAUCGAGAAAAUUUCAAGCAUUGCUUCACUUGCGAGAUGUGCAUGCCUAUAGGAACUGAACACAAGUGCAUAGCCCAGAGUUCUCGAAAUAACUGUCCUGUUUGCUUCGAAUCUAUUCACUCGUCCAGAACAUCUACUUUUAUUCCUCCCUGUGGGCAUCUUAUACAUACGCCUUGCUAUUCAGACAUGCUUAAAACAGGUUUAUAUUCUUGUCCUUCUUGUGGGAGAGCUAUGCAGGAUAUGAAAUCUACUUGGGAACACGUAGACAGAGAGAUCACGGAAACUCCAAUGCCCGUCGAAUAUACAAAUCUUUUUAGAGAGAUUCUGUGUAAGGAUUGUGGUAAGACUAGUAAAUCUGUUUUCCAUGUGGUCGGUAUGAAAUGUGGUACUGUAGACUGUGGUAGCUACAAUACUAGCAUUGAAGGACCAUUCCUCAGGAGGGAAGGAGAGGAGUUUACUCCGUUAAGUGAGAGUGAUCUUCAACGAUUAUACACUGUUCCACUUCCAGGCACUCCUUUUUGGGGCAGGCAGGGGUUCUCCUCUUCACCUUGCAAAUGUUACGAACCCUUGAGUUUGGGUUUGGACAAGUUCAAAAUAUAUUUGUAUAUCUCCUGCAUGGGUUGGGUUGGUUCAAUCCUCUCCAAUACCUGCCGCAACCCAAUAGAGGACAAAAUACAGGACCAGAGGAAGAGGACGGGAAUGAGGGCGCGGAUGAGGAAGAAAAUAGCGAAGGUUAUGAGGACAUUGAUGAAGAGACAGACAAUGAUGAAAAUGAACCGCCAGAUCACGAUAAAGAAAAUGCGGCAAAUUCAGGAAAUCCGCAAAAUGAUCUUCUGUUGGAUUAAUCUCUGUAAAUUCCUGUAGUAGGAUGUGAACUGCAAAGUUUAACCAACCCUACGGUUCUUUGUGAUAUUCAACUUUUAAUUUCUGAUCUUAAUUUGAAUUGGUGUAAUGGAAACCGGCCUUAUUUCUGGACGUUUUUAUUAGAUUUUAAGUCGCCAUAUAUACCACGAUAUCGAAUUACAAAGCUAUGUUUGUUUCUUGCUGUUCGAUUGAAAAAGUUAUCAAUUUCCAUUGAAACGCUAUAUUUUUUCUUAAUAAUUUCAGA